CUUGAGUCGGUGUGACUGAACUUUGGCUCGCGCAGUUUCAUGUGCUAUUGGCUGGAAGCGACAGUCUUGCGCUGCUUGACCCGCCUCUGUCUGUGUGAUGAACCGUUUCCUCCACCGCUUGGAUUCCACAACAGCAGCGGUUUAUUAUUUCAUAUCUCUAAACUAUAAACUAUAGCUCGUGGAGCUGCCGAGGGAUUUUCCUUAGUCCAAACCGCUGUCACUCUGGCCAAAUGAGGAACCACAGAAUUUGGAUGUGUUGCUAUGGCUCUCGGAGUUGACAAGGCCUUAUCAGACACCUCACAAAUGGAGAACACGAGCUAUGGGAGGUGGAAGACCAGGAUCCCGGAGGUCAUUCGCAGCGGUCAAACUAGACCCCUCAGUCACAGAGCUGUUGAGAGGACAAGGCCUACAAAUGUCCAGGAGGCCAAGGAUUCAUACAAAGAGAGGAGUGGCAGCAAAAAGACAGUCACUAUGGCACCUGUUUCCAGGUAUAUGCCAGACAAAAGCCUCUAUAUCAUGAGAAAACCACUGCUCUCCACACAAUGGCAGGUGCCCAUCCUGAAGAACUCAUCUACACAUGAAGACUCAGAGAGGAUCAAUUACAAAGUUGACUCCCCUAAAGAAAAGGACAAACGUCUGCCUAAACAGUCAUUCAGAACUAUCCCAGAAGAUUCUCCAUUUUAUAAAUCCUCCCCACCGUUAUCCAGAGAAGACCUGGAUGCCUCCAUGAGCGUAUCAGACCUCAGACUGUGGUCAUGUGAAGAGGAUCCUAUUUUUAACUCUUCAGCUGCCAAACGCAGUCUGUCCAGUCCCCUUUCAGCUUCUUUGAGCCUCACAGCACCUCCAGUGCAAUCCAGUCCUAAAAGCACUUCUUAUUCAUCCAAUCAUACAUCUCAUUUCACAAGAAAGGUACAAACAAGACCAGGUGAGAUGAUGGACAGAGGAAGAGAUUCUCUUCUUAAGACAGGAUCUUACAGUAAGAACCAUCAACAUGGGUUCAAACACAUGUCGCCUUAUCAGGCCAACUACUGGGACUGUGCCAUCCCCAACUCUAUGCCACCCUCUCCAAACCACAAAUCCUCCAGCUGGGAUCCUGAAAAGGAGUACCAGGAGCUCCUGGACUACACAUACCCUCUGAGACCCAACAUGGCUGGUACAUUGGGUUCAUCAGACAUUGAUCUUCUCUUGCGAACUGAUCCAUUGUUGCAAGACUCAGGCAUUGAGUUGGACAAAUCUUCAACUCUGUCCUGUUUAGACCUUUCCUAUACAGGGACUCGACAGGAACGGUGUAUCCCAGGAACAGCUCAAAGGUCAACUGAGUUUUGUGCUCUAAACAAAUCACAUUCUAAGUCCUUAGAUGGCAUCAUGUCCAGUAGCCUGUACUCUUCACUAGACCAAGCUGGCUUGUCAGUUGAGAGUCUGGACUGCGAUGGGAAGCCAGGGGGCCAUUAUCGUAAAUUUGGCAUCUUCUCGACAUUCAUACCUGUCCCCACUUUCAUUAGUUCAACACACAUCCUUCCUCGUCCUGAUUCGCAGGAAGAGUUGGACGAAGAGUUCCUUCGCCUACCAGAAAGGCUACAAGAACUUCAGGUGCUUUCACAGCAGCUGAGGGACAUUAGUAACCAGAUGAGCCAACCAGUCAUCACCAGCUGGGAAUCCCUGGAGAGCGAGAUCACUUCAGUCCGAUCACCAACGGCUCAAGUGGGAAAGCAGGAACCACUGGUGGAAGAAGGGGGCGAUGAAGCGAAAGGGGGAUCAGUUUCUCUCACACAUGAGGAUCAUUUAGAGAAAGCAAAAGAGCCUGGUUCCACAAUCCAAAUGAUUAACCAAGAAAUGAAUAGGAGGAACCUGAGGGAGGUGGAAGCUGUUAUGGAUCAGCUGAGCAGACUGUCAAUGUCAGAGCUUCAGAGGACAAUACAAACAGACCAGAACGAAAAUGAGACCAAGGAGUCACUAAUGCAGCACAUACAGGCAUUUUGCUCGAACCUAAAAAAGCUGAUUCAGUGGCUGCACAAGGUGGUAGAGAAAGUAGAAGUUCUUUCUCCUAACAUUGUUGACAUUAAGAUCAUCAAAACCACCAUAUUUUUUAUUGAAAGAAGUUUUCAGGAAGAUGUUCAGGCUCAUAAGCCCCUCACAGAAGAUGUUCUGCAGACCGGAGAGAUGCUUUUGCAUUGCAUGAAUUCAGCCUCUCCAUUUCUGAAAGACACACUGGUGCUGAUAGAGAGGCAGUCUCACACACUUAAAACUCAUUCAGAGAAUCUUUUCAAAUCAGCCAUGGAAUCCAUCAACUACCCCACAUACCACGAAUCAUAUGAAAAAUCAUCUAAAAUAACAAAUAAUACCAUAUAG
Messenger RNA from Cyprinus carpio (common carp), 2349 nucleotides. RefSeq names its product centrosomal protein 68 (gene cep68). The coding region runs from base 262 to 2349 and encodes 695 amino acids. NCBI's taxonomy places the organism in Eukaryota, Metazoa, Chordata, Actinopteri, Cypriniformes, Cyprinidae. The record is from RefSeq and is a predicted model, not a curated record. The transcript is spliced from 6 exons.